UUAGUCUCAGCUAUAGCGGCGAUUCAUAUCGUCUCGUUACAUUUCCCGGAUCAAGUUCAAUCUGGACAAGAACUACAGCUUCGUUGUGACUACAACUUAGAUGGUGAGAAUCUUUACUCCGUCAAGUGGUACCGGGACGACAUGGAGUUUUUCCGUUACGUGCCCAUGGACAACCCUGUAAAACAGGUCUUCUCAUUGGACGGCAUUCAAGUCGACAUCAAGCGGUCCAACAAGGACAUCGUGGUCCUCACCAAAGUGACUCCUUCUACAGAAGGAAUAUUCCGUUGUGAGGUAUCUGCAGAUGCUCCUUCUUUCCAAACGGUUUCUGCUGAGAAGGUGAUGACCAUCCAAGUAAGCUCCGCGUGCAAGACCAAGACUAAGGAUUGUGUAACAACAGCGGUUCUCCUGUUUAUCCUGGGAAAACUGUUUUUGGAAAUUCGCUAACACGAAAUAAAAGCACGUGCGUGUAUGUGUGACUACUGAAAGACGAAGACACGAGUAAGAUCUCAGCGGCAUGAUUAAUCACAGAGAAAUCCCAGUCGUUUGGUACAUCCCAUUAACUUAUGUACUUUAAUCAUCCAUAGGCGUGGAAUACAAGUAUAUGUGUUACUGGCAGUGAG
This is a messenger RNA of Limulus polyphemus (Atlantic horseshoe crab), 620 nucleotides long. RefSeq lists its product as uncharacterized. The transcript is spliced from 3 exons. The record is from RefSeq and is a predicted model, not a curated record. NCBI's taxonomy places the organism in Eukaryota, Metazoa, Arthropoda, Merostomata, Xiphosura, Limulidae. Bases 142 to 444 code for a protein of 100 amino acids.